CUUUCUUUUUCACUUUUAUUCAUUUCCUUGCUUUUCAUGUUAGUUUUGUGCAGUUUAUGUCAACUAGUACAUUCAUCAGUAGGAUGCCAUCAUUAUUAUCAUUAUACAAUAGUUUGUGGUGUAAGGAGGGAGAUAUAAUUCAAGUAAUAUAACUGAUUUUAAAGUUUGAGCAAGGAAAAACUUAAAAAUAAGAGAAAAAAGAGAGAGAAAAAGAAAGGAAAAGAUGCGCCUGGAGAUGGUCGUUCCCAGACUUCCUCUUCMAUCAUUCAAUGUCAGCGGUAUAUACCAUUAGAAGACGCCGAAARAACGUCGGUUCGGAGCCAUGUUGGAUUAUUGUUUGUGCAAAGUUUCCUGAAGUUUUGCUUUGCAAAGUACUCACCGAAACUUCCUACACUUAAAAGAUACUACAAGCAAUACCUGGUGUGUCUAAAGUGUCAACAUGGCUGAUGCCACCGCCAGAUCGCGGCAAUACGAGUAUAAAGAGAACUCCAAUCUUGUUUUACAAGCYGAUAGGUCACUUAUCGACCGUCGUAGUAGAGAUGAAGCUACUGGUGAAGUUGUGUCUCUUGUGGGUCAYCUUGGUACAAUAAGAAUGGGUGACAAAUAUGAAAGAACCAAGCCACCGGUUAAUACUGAACGCAAAGCAAAGAGGCAAAAGUUAUCAGAAAAAGAGGAUUUCAGUAAGCUUAAAGGCAAUACAUUGUUAUCUGAUGACAUWGAGGAUCUCUCUGGAAUACAAUACAGACCUAAGACCAGAGAAAGUAAAGCAACUUAUGAAGUUCUCUUGACUUUUAUCCAAGCUGCAAUUGGUGAUCAGCCACGAGAUAUUCUUUGCGGAGCUGCUGACGAAGUUUUAUCUUGCUUGAAAGAUGAUAAACUGAAGGACAAAGAAAAACAAAAGGAGAUUAUGAUGCUGCUUGGGAGCAUUCCUGAUGAACGUUAUGCAUUACUAGUCAAUCUUGGCAAGAAAAUUACUGACUAUAGUGUUGAUAGAGACUAUACAAAUCAAGAUGAAGUGAUUGAUGAGACUUAUGGUGUGGCCGUCCAGUUUGAUGAAGAAGAGGAAGAAGAAAAAGACUUUGAUGAAGUCAGAGAAUCRGAUUCUGAUGAUGACAAGGAGGAUGGUGUGGAAGCCGACACAACAAUGACCCUCCAGGGUGGGUUGUCAGAAUCACAACAGAACUCUAGUGAUAYGCUUCAUCCWCGCCACAUUGAUGCGUUUUGGCUGCAGCGUGAGUUAAACAAGUAUUAUGCAGAUGCCGAGGCGUCAAGAUCCAAAUCAGAGGAAGUCUUAGAGAUUCUUAAAAGUGCAAGUGAUGARAGAGAGCUUGAGAAUAAACUUAUGCUUCUUCUUGGUCAUGACAAGUUUUCAUUCAUAAGACUUUUGCGAAAGAAUCGUAACAUGGUACUAUACUGCACGCUAUUGGCUACGGCACAGAGUGGUAAAGARAAGAAAGAGAUUGAAGAGAAGAUGGAAGCUGAUCCUGACUUAGCUCAGAUUUUACAUGCUCUUACUGAAACAGACAAGGGAGACCUUGUACAGGAAGAACGAGCAAGAAAAGCAGCCAAUAGAAAGGCCCGUAUAGCGGCSGACUUGGAUGCCAUUGAAUCUGACCAAACMAGAGGCAACAGAAAAAUAAUUGACUUAGAGGAACURCAGUUUAAAGAUGGCAGCCAUUUGAUGGCCAACAAGAAGUGUCAGCUUCCUAAUGGGUCYYUAAGGAAGAAGGGUAAAGGAUAUGAAGAAGUACAUGUACCGGCAUURAAACCAAAGCCAUUUGAUGCUGGAGAGCAACUUACCCCAAUAUCAUCAYUACCAAAGUAUGCUCARCCAGCCUUUGAAGGKUAUCCAACCCUUAACAGAAUCCAGAGUAGACUGUGUAACACUGCUUUAAACUCAGAUGAAAACAUCUUACUUUGUGCUCCAACUGGUGCUGGUAAAACUAAUGUCGCACUCUUGACUAUUCUGCGAGAAAUAGGAAAGCAUAUCAAYCUGGACGGCACMAUUAAUACUGAGGAAUUUAAAAUCAUUUAUAUUGCUCCUAUGAGGUCACUAGUACAGGAAAUGGUUGGGAAUUUUUCCAAGAGGUUGGGAACAUAUGGUAUCACCGUAUCWGAGUUAACAGGCGACCACAAUCUGAGCAARGAACAAAUCAACAGYACACAGAUCAUUGUCUGUACUCCAGAGAAAUGGGACAUCAUCACACGCAAGAGUGGUGACCGCACUUACACCCAGUUAGUACGRCUAAUGAUUAUUGAUGAAAUCCAUCUUCUACACGAUGACCGUGGUCCUGUUUUGGAAUCAUUGGUUGCUCGUACCAUAAGACAAAUAGAAGCAACACAAGAACUAGUUCGACUGGUUGGWUURAGUGCAACAUUGCCAAACUAUGAAGAUGUGGCAACAUUCAUGCGUGUUAAUCCUGCAAAGGGGUUGUUCUUCUUUGAUAAYUCAUUCAGACCUGUUCCAUUAGAACAACAGUAUAUUGGAGUGACAGAGAAAAAACCUGUUAARAGAAUGCAGGUUGUMAAUGAAGUAGUUUAUGAUAAAGUCAUGGAGCAUGCUGGCAAAAAUCAGGUUCUUGUCUUUGUCCAUUCACGUAAGGAGACAGCAAAGACAGCCAAAGCUGUCAGAGACAUGUGUCUUGAAAGGGAUUCRUUGGGUCUUUUCUUGAGAGAGGAUUCUGCUAGCACUGAAGUAUUGAGAUCUGAAGCAGAGCAAGUAAAGAAUCCAGACCUAAAAGAUCUCCUUCCAUAUGGUUUUGCCAUCCAUCAUGCYGGGAUGACAAGGGUGGACAGGACAUUAGUGGAAGAUUUGUUUGCCGAUAAGCACAUACAAGUACUUGUGUCCACAGCAACCCUUGCCUGGGGUGUUAACUUGCCUGCACAUACUGUCAUUAUUAAAGGCACACAGGUGUACAGCCCAGAGAAAGGUCGCUGGGUUGAAUUAGGAGCUCUUGAUAUCCUGCAAAUGUUGGGUCGUGCUGGUAGACCWCAGUAUGACUCCAAAGGAGAAGGAAUCCUCAUCACCAGCCAUGGAGAACUACAGUACUACUUGUCACUCAUGAACCAACAGCUUCCAGUUGAGAGUCAGUUUAUUUCCAAGCUGGCUGAYAAUCUGAAUGCAGAGGUAGUGUUGGGAUCGGUACAGAAUGCUAAAGAAGCCGUUCACUGGCUUGGUUAUACAUACUUGUAUAUCCGUAUGCUGCGCAACCCUUCGCUGUAUGGCAUAUCAGCUGAUGAAAUAGAAAAAGACUCYCUCUUAGAGCAGAGGAGAGCAGAUUUAGUUCAYUCAGCAGCAACUUUGUUAGACAAAAACAACCUCAUCAAAUAUGACAAGAAAACUGGCAGUUUUCAGAGUACRGAACUUGGCCGUAUUGCCAGUCACUAUUAUUUGACSCAUGAGACCAUYUCUACCUUCAACAACCUGCUUAAACCAACUCUMAGYGAGAUUGAGUUGUUCAGGGUGUUUUCUUUAUCAUCUGAAUUCAAGUACAUCACUGUUAGAGAGGAGGAAAAACUAGAGCUCCAUAAGUUGCUGGAGAGAGUGCCUAUACCAGUAAAAGAAAGCAUUGAAGAACCAAGUGCAAAGGUGAACGUGCUGUUGCAGUCAUACAUUUCUCAACUGAAGCUAGAAGGCUUUGCAUUAAUGUCCGACAUGGUAUACAUUACCCAGUCUGCAGGGCGUCUACUGAGGGCCAUCUUUGAAAUUGUACUGAAUAGAGGCUGGGCUCAACUUGCUGAAAAAGCUUUGAAUUUGAGUAAAAUUGUGGACAAAAGAAUGUGGUUGUCGAUGACACCUUUGCGUCAGUUCAAGAAAAUCCCCAUGGAAGUAAUCAAGAAGAUAGAAAAGAAAGAAUUCCCCUGGGARAGGUACUAUGACCUGGGGCCCAAUGAAAUUGGAGAACUUGUUCACAUGCCWAAGAUGGGGAAAACUUUACACAAGUUUGUACAUCAGUUGCCGAAAAUGGAACUGGCCACUCAUAUCCAACCAAUAACUAGGUCAACWUUAAGUGUGGAGUUAACUGUUACUCCUGACUUCCAGUGGGAUGAAAAAGUUCAUGGAAACUCUGAAGCCUUCUGGAUUCUUGUAGAGGAUGUUGACAGUGAAAUCAUACUUCACCAUGAGUACUUUCUACUCAAGGCCAAGUAUGCUUCUGAUGAACACAUAAUUAAGUUCUUUGUUCCAGUCUUUGAACCUUUGCCGCCUCAGUACUUUAUACGCAUUGUUUCUGAUAAAUGGUUAGGCUCAGAAACUCAGCUUCCUGUGUCAUUCAGACAUCUGAUUCUACCAGAAAAAAAUCAACCACCUACUGAGCUUCUUGACCUUCAACCUCUACCAGUAUCAGCACUGAGAAACCCAGCAUUUGAAUCACUGUACAAGGAUAAGUUCCCUUACUUUAAUCCUAUCCAAACUCAAGUGUUCAGUACUUUGUAUGACUCUGAUGAGAAUGUGCUCAUUGGAGCACCUACAGGUAGUGGGAAAACUAUCUGUGCUGAAUUUGCAAUCCUGCGUUURCUACAACAAGGGUCUGACCAUAGAUGUGUGUAUGUUACUCCAUUGCAGUCGUUAGCUGAACAUGUUUAYGCUGACUGGCAGAGCAAGUUUGGAAUGUUACUUGGAAAGAAUGUGGUCCUUUUGACUGGUGAAACAAGUGCAGACCUCAAGCUUCUUGCUAAGGGUCAUAUAAUUGUCAGUACACCAGAUAAGUGGGAUAUAUUGUCAAGAAGAUGGAAGCAAAGAAAGAAUGUACAAAAUGUCCAUCUGUUUGUCAUGGAUGAAGCGCACCUCAUUGGAGGAGACAAAGGGCCUGAGAUGGAAGUUAUUUGUUCUCGUAUGAGGUACAUCUCAUCACAACUUGAAAGGAACAUUAGAAUAGUGGCCUUGAGUUCUUCUCUAGCAAAUGCAAAGGAUGUUGCUCAGUGGCUUGGAGUUAGUUCAACUGGUCUUUUCAAUUUCCAUCCUAACGUGAGACCAGUUCCUCUUGAGCUUCACAUCCAAGGUUUCAACAUCACCCAUACAGCAUCAAGACUWAUWGCCAUGACAAAACCAUCCUACCAAGCAAUCAUUAAACACUCCUCCAAGAAACCUGUCAUAGUAUUUGUACCAUCAAGAAGACAAACCAAACUACUUGCCCUUGAUCUUGUUACCUUYAGUGGUGCWGAYAGCGAUGGACAAAGGUUUCUUCAUUGUACUGAGGAAGACUUGCAACCUUUCCUAAAGAGAAUCAAUGACAAAACGCUACAAGARACGUUGACUUGUGGAAUUGCAUUUCUUCAUGAAGGAUUGUCAGAAACUGAAAUCAAAGUCACAGAACAGUUGUUCACUUCUGGUGCUAUACAGGUGGUGGUUGUGAGUCGUAGUUUGUGUUGGUCUCUUAACAUGAACUCUCACCUUGUCAUYAUAAUGGACACACAAUUCUAUGAAGGCAAAAACCACUCAUAUGUUGACUAUCCUGUCACCGAUGUGCUACUCAUGAUAGGGUUUGCUAACAGACCACUUCUAGAUGACUCUGGAAAAGCUGUUAUUCUCUGUCAGGCAUCAAAGAAAGAGUUUUUCAAGAAGUUCUUGUAUGAGCCUUUACCAAUUGAGACAAAGCUACGAGGAUUGAUUGAAAUCAUUGCCUCGGCAUUUGAAUAUGAAGAGCUUCCCAUCCGUCAUCAUGAAGAAGCAACGUUAAAACAGUUGUUAAACCGUGUGGUGCACAAGGUUUCAAAUCCAAAGUUCAAUGAUCCUCACAUCAAGACAAACCUACUGCUACAGGCUCACUUGUCGCGCAUGCAGCUCUCGCCUGAAUUACAAUCUGAUACAGAAAUUAUYUUAGGAAAGGCGAUGCGACUGAUCCAAGCGUGUGUUGAUGUGUUGAGUAGUAACGGUUGGYUAUCUCCAGCCUUGGCUGCCAUGGAACUUGCUCAAAUGGCAACCCAAGCAAUGUGGAGUAAGGAUUCGUACUUGAAACAGAUUCCUCAUUUUACCCCGGAAAUCAUCAAAGCAUGUACUGAAAAGGAUGUGGAGUCAGUGUUCGAUAUCAUGGACCUUGAAGACGAGGAGAGAAAUAAGCUUCUUAAACUUGAUGACAGCAAAAUGCAGGAUGUAGCUCGUUUUUGCAACAGAUAUCCAAACAUCGAGCUGUCWUAUGAAGUACUUGACAAGAGUGAUAUAAAAACUGGUCGACCUGUGAAUCUAGUGGUCGAGCUAGAGCGAGAGGAUGAGCAAGCCGGKCCRGUGUUUGCGCCGUUCUUCCCUCAGAAGAGAGAAGAGGGUUGGUGGUUAGUUAUUGGCGACACCAAAGCUAACGGACUCAUUUCCAUCAAACGUCUCACACUACAGCAGAAGGCAAAGGUGCGUCUGGACUUCGUUGCUCCGUCGUCCCCGGGAACCUACUCCUACACUUUGUUCUUCAUGUGUGAUGCUUACAUGGGCUGUGAUCAAGAAUAUCCAUUCAAAAUCACCGUAGAGCAGGGUGUUAGUGAGGACGAAGGCGAUAGUGAUGACAGUAUGGACGAAUAAYCAUCGGGAUUCUUGAAAGAUGCUUAACUUUGUAAAAUCUCGACUCUUUUGGAUUGUAAAAAUAAACUUAAUGUAUUGAAAGACGCA
This is a messenger RNA of Exaiptasia diaphana, 6595 nucleotides long. RefSeq names its product U5 small nuclear ribonucleoprotein 200 kDa helicase. Gene Ontology annotation, molecular function: ATP binding; ATP hydrolysis activity; nucleic acid binding. Gene Ontology annotation, cellular component: nucleus. Bases 440 to 6508 code for a protein of 2022 amino acids. The record is from RefSeq and is a predicted model, not a curated record. NCBI's taxonomy places the organism in Eukaryota, Metazoa, Cnidaria, Anthozoa, Actiniaria, Aiptasiidae. The transcript has 41 exons.